This is a messenger RNA of Carassius gibelio (silver crucian carp), 6428 nucleotides long. Its product is annotated as F-box/LRR-repeat protein 16-like. The record is from RefSeq and is a predicted model, not a curated record. Gene Ontology annotation, cellular component: SCF ubiquitin ligase complex. NCBI's taxonomy places the organism in Eukaryota, Metazoa, Chordata, Actinopteri, Cypriniformes, Cyprinidae. The transcript has 6 exons. Gene Ontology annotation, biological process: SCF-dependent proteasomal ubiquitin-dependent protein catabolic process. The coding region runs from base 389 to 1852 and encodes 487 amino acids. Gene Ontology annotation, molecular function: protein binding.
GUGUGCGUGUGCAUGUGAGAGAGAAAGAGACACCGAGUGGGAGGCAAGCUUUGUGUUGGGAAACAGAAUGAACGGGCUGUUAUUUUAGGCUAGGGCAUUAAUUUACUUGUUUAAUAUUUCCUUCUAUACACAUGUAAAGUGAUAUUUUACGGGUUUGGUACUGAGAAAGGUUUACAUCUCUAUGGCAACAUCGACAUAUCAAAUUAGCAUCACCUCCGCAAGGAAAUAACGGGCAGGGCUGUUGCUGCCGCUGCUGCCACUGGUAUAUUUAUUUAUUUUCCCUCAUGCGUCCUACAACGUUGUGGGAAACGCGAUCGAGUCAGGGAGCAAUAUCUGAUUUAUUAUGGAUUAAGGAUCGUGUGAGCUGCAUGUGAAAUAAAGGCUUCCAAUGCUGAAUAUGUCCACUCCCAGUGACCUCAAGUCUCCCUGUGUGACUCGGAACGGUAUGGUCAAGCUUCCCCCCCAGCCCAAUGGCUUAGGUUCGGCCAGCAUUACUAAAGGCACUCCAGCUGCCAAGAAUCGCCUGUGCCAGUCAUCCUCCGUACCCACCAUCUUGCCUCCCCCUACCCUGCCCUAUCACCUAGAGCCCCUGCCCACAGCAGCCUCACUGCUGGGUCCCGACCUGGACACAAGCCCUGUGACUGCCAUCAAACCCACCCUCCGGCAAUUUCCCAAGCCCCUGUUGGAGAGACAACUGGUGCUGGAUGAGAAGGUGCUGAACCGACUCUUAUGGUACUUCACCACAGCAGAAAAGUGCAUUCUGGCACAGGUGUGUAAGACAUGGCGGAAAGUGCUCUACCAGCCCAUGUUCUGGGAAGGUGUGACGCCCAUUCUACAUGCCAAGGAACUCUACACUAUCCUGCCCAAUGGGGAGAAGGAGUUUGUCAGCCUGCAGGCUUUUGCUCUCAGAGGCUUCCAGUCCUUCUGUCUGGUUGGGGUCUCGGAUUUGGACAUUUGUGAGUUCAUUGACAACUAUCCAUUGUCGAAGAAGGGAGUCAAGUCUGUCAGUCUAAAGAGGUCGACUAUAACAGAUGCGGGACUUGAGGUGAUGCUGGAACAGAUGCAGGGUCUGAUGCACCUUGAACUCUCCGGCUGCAAUGAUUUCACAGAAGCCGGCCUGUGGUCCAGCCUGAAUGCGCGGCUUACCUCUCUCAGUGUCAGCGACUGCAUCAACGUGGCAGACGAUGCCAUCGCCGCCAUUUCUCAGCUCCUUCCCAACCUAUCGGAGCUCAACCUGCAGGCCUACCAUGUGACCGACACAGCCAUGGCCUACUUCACCGCCAAGCAAGGCUACACCACCCACACGCUGCGUCUGAACUCCUGCUGGGAGAUCACCAACCAUGGCGUAGUUAACAUGGUGCACAGCCUGCCAAACCUCACCUCCCUCAGCCUGUCAGGCUGCUCAAAGAUCACCGACGAUGGUGUGGAGUUGGUUGCAGAGAAUCUGAGGAAGCUCCGGAGUCUGGAUCUGUCCUGGUGCCCCCGCAUCACUGACAUGGCCCUGGAGUAUAUCGCCUGUGACCUACACAAGCUGGAGGAGCUGGUACUGGACCGGUGUGUGCGGAUCACAGAUACAGGCCUGGGUUACUUAUCUACCAUGUCAACUCUGAGAAGCCUCUACCUGCGCUGGUGCUGUCAGGUGCAAGACUUUGGGUUACAGCAUCUAUAUGGCAUGAGGAGUCUUCGUCUUCUCUCUCUAGCAGGGUGCCCUCUGCUGACCACUACUGGCCUAUCAGGCCUGAUCCAACUGCAGGAGCUAGAGGAGCUGGAACUGACCAACUGCCCGGGCGCCACAGCUGAACUCUUCAAAUACUACUCCCAGCAUGUGCCGCGCUGCAUGGUCAUCGAGUAGAGCAAAGUGUUUCAUGGGCACCAGCACCCACCACAUCACCAAAACCUCCUCUUACAGACUGAUGAUAAACCCAACUUCAUCCUGGACCCACAGGAAGAAUAAACGAGAGAAACUGAAUGGGAGUUUGUUUUUGUUUUGUUUUUCUGGAGGGGUGAAUAGGUAUGAUUGACAUGGAAGAUAAAAAGGGAAAUCUGAAAGAAAAGGUCGGAACGGGCCUGGACUGACAAGCGAGAGGGAUCAUGUACAAAGCGCAGUGGGUCAGAGGCUAGAUCUUUCAUUAAAUAACAUGACACAUAGGAAUCAGCCCCCACACAUACAUGAAACAUGUUGAGACUAGCUUCCAUGUCUCAUUCAAAACCGUUUAUCUUGAAGUGACAAAGGUGUGCGCUGCUUGUUUGAGCUGUCUCUCUUAUAUCCAGGGAAACGUAGAGAGGAACCGUAAUGUUUAAGGGAACGAAUGAGGAAAAGGAGCCACUGUAACAGGGUCUCUUCACUUUUGUCCAGCAGCAUCCAGGUUUCUCACUUCCCUCAGAUGUGCUACCACUCCAUCUAUGUGUCUUAUCAAGGAAACAAAAAAUUUGAGAUGAACAGCUAUGUAGAUUUUCACAUCAACGCUACUUGCUUUUUGUCAUUCAGUUAUCUUUUUGUUUUGUUUUUAAAAUAUUAUUUUUUUAAGUAUUAUUUUUGAUGAUAAGGAUUACUGUGAAACAUUUAUGGUAUGAGAUCGAGGUUUCGGACACUUUGAAUAAGACGGAAAUCCAGGUACGGUGAAGGUACAGUAUUGAGGUACUGUCCUUUGAAAGGAACCAGCAUAUUCAGGAGUCAGGUGGUUAUUUUUCGCAGCAGAUUGCUCUUUUAAAGACAUUUCCAGAAAUUAUGAGUCGGUGAGAGCAGGGUGGAUUGGAACUGCUCAUACAUUUUAAUAUAGUUCAGAGGGACUGUGGUUUGUACAAAAGAUAGCUUGGCUUUUUCAUCUGCCCGUUUUAUUUUAAUUCCAUUUUGAUGUCAAUUGAUAUUAGUGGCUUGUGUGCAGGUUUCCAUAUUAAUCCUAAUUCAAAAGAAGAUGUGAUCUCUGAGUGAUCCCAUAAUGCAUCUGGGCCAUGUGACAGCCUUUCACAGACUGAAACUGCACGUCAUUGCUUACUUGUCACCAGGCCAAACCAUUACAGCAGCGGACAGCAUGGCAGUUCUACCAUAGUUUCUUACAGUACGGGUGCAGUUUCUCUUUCAGCCGGAGUGAUUUUAAAUACAUCUGAUGAAUACGGUUUACAGUGAUUUUCAUCAAAUGCAGAGGCAGGCCAGUGUAAUUAAAGUGAUCACAAACAUCCCACACAAGCUCAUUACAGUAGUCUCUCUUCAUCUAGCUGUUUUGCUUUCCCAUUAAGCAAUACCCACAUGUCUGCUUUUAGAUUAGUAGCACCUCUUUUUAUUUUCAGAGGUGCUGAUUCUUCACCCUCUCAAUUGUGCUCAUCUGUGGUGCCUACCUCAUUGUAUAAUUGGGUAUGUGGAAUACAGGUCCGCAGGGGAAUUCACAGAAUCCAACUUUACCAACCCACUCCAUACCCCAUAGCAAACCCUGCAUUUGCUCUCUCAGGAGAUUAAUGUGCUGCUCAGAUAAUCUCAGAUAGUGGCAGAAUAAAUGGCAUGGUGCACAAUUUUGGAGUCUUAGAUUGGGGAAUAAUUUAUUUAAAAGCAACCUCUAAGUUCUAACUAGUGAAAUGUGAUUACCUCUGAAUAUUAUCAUCUGUGGGCAGAUAUGGUAGUAGUUCUACAGGAAAUUGUACUAAAAAAAAAAAACGAGUGAAAUUUCAGGCAUUCUGACCCACUCAAACCACGCGUUUGGCUGGUUAGCGCCCCUGCUGGUACAUGCCUGAACUUCAUCAAAAUUAGCAACAUAUGUUGACUUAAAUAACUAUCUUUUAAAAACAACCGUUCCUAGAACGAUUGCUUAGAAGAACCAUAUUCAGUUUUCCAAAGAAUAAUUCGAACCAUUUUGCCAAUAAGAAGCUUUUAAUUUGUCUACAGCUGAGGUGAAAGCGAAGUCUAAUUGAUUGCUCACUUUCUCCAAUUAUUAUAAACCUCUAUGAUUCAAACAUGAAGCUAAUCUUACUCCAAAAAAAGUGUAGAACGAAACAGAUGGAAACUAUGCCGGGAUAAUUCCAAUAUACCCUAUCCCGCCCUAAAUUAUCUGGGAUUUAAAAAUAACAGAUUUUAUCCACUAAAAGAUACAUUAGCAUGAACAUUAGCCCUCACCUCAGACAGUCGAUCAGUUCUUGUAUAUAGUGAUCUGUUUAAUGGGGGUUAAUCAGGGUUAGCAGCUGCUGCUUAUCCAGGCUAGAUCCCCUGAAACUUUUAAUCUCACUACCUUGUGUGAGUUUAUCUUUUGGACCAUUGAAGUUGUUAUGUAUUUAUUUGCUUUUACUUCUCAUUGGUAGUAGGUUAAUUUAUUGACACGAUGCACAUAUUUAUUUAUUUAUUACAUUUACGAAGAUUGUACAUGGUUUAUUUAGAAGUAGAACAUGUUUUUUGAUUGGGUACCUGAGGAGACAAGAACUACUAUGGAAAUUGGAGUUGAUUUCUUUUUUUAAAAACCAUGGUUUCGCCAGCUAGAAUAACUGCAGUCUCUGAGGCACGUUUUUUUGUUUUUUGGUGGGCAGACUAUUGACACAGUUGACAGAAGGGCAGUAACUUGCUGACAGAGGCCUUGACAGUGAGCUGACUUACCGUAACCUGGUGGUACCCAUUUACUCUUGUUUAAUGGCAAAUCUACUUCACUUCUUUUGUUUUCGGUUGUAAAAUGGAUGUUUAGUUGGUGAGAGACGCUGUCACAAAGUCUAGAAAAAGUGAAUUGGAAUUGUGUCCAGGACUGGAUGUUAAAUAUUCUAUACCAGUUAAUAUGCCUAAACUCAAAUUGUAGCUAUGUUUAGUUUCUUUUCUUUGAGGUAUCCUGAUAACUGUUAGAACACAUAUUGCAGUAUUUACACAAACUCGAUCGUCUAUUAAGAAUGCAACAGAUUUUAUUCCAUAGCAAAGUUCUGAAAGAAAUCCCAUCGAAGCGCUUUUCAUUAUGUCUCCAUAACAGAAACAGAACCAUUUGAGAUGAAUGAAAUAAAGAGAGACUAUUAAUAUAUUGCUAAGGCAUUGCAUAGUAUUUGAGGAAAACUGUAUGAAACUGUCAGAGAUACUGUAUUAAUCUUGUAUAAAUACUAUUGUUUUCACUUCCAAACCGAGCCUUUUCCCUCUUUGUACAGAAUGAGAGUUUAUGUGUGGGAAUUUCUUCACACUAAAGAACCCUAAAUAAUAACUCCUGCACUAACCCCACUGUAAUCUGUAAAUAUAUAUUAAUAUGUCGAGGACAUCUAUAAGAAGGUUUCAGCGUGCACGUCCAUAACACUUUAAGCGAAAAGAGUCAGCAGAGAAACCUGGUCAAAAAAAGAGGCAAGAUAUGCAAAAAGGUUAAUGUCUUUUAGCGAUGAAUAACAUCAGCAAUCGAUAGUAUAUAAGACUUAAGCUUGUUUGACUUUGUACAUUGAGCUAAUAUCAAAGACAUGUUAAUACGGGCUAAAUGCAAGAAUAUUGACAGAUGUUUAUUGUGCGUCUAUAUUGGGCCUGCUGCCUUCCUCGUGUGAUCGAGUCAAUGAAACACUGGUACUGUGUGAAUUUCGCUUUCUUACCAGACAAAUCUGGCUGGCAGAUAUGGAGUGGUUCUGUCUGAUUUACGCUGUAAUUUGAAUCCAUUUUCAAGGCCAGUUUCCAUGAAUAGUGUUUCUCUAUUCUUGCUCUCUGAAGGAGUUUUACUAGCUUACAACAUUCAGAGUGUGUUGGCAGUUUCUGUUCACCCUCCAGCUUGCUUUAAACUCUAAAUGUCUGGCGCUUUUAAUUGUUGAGCGAAUAGAAUUAAUCCUCUGUUCCUCAAACUCUUCCAAAUUUAGAUAUGUCAGGAUUGUUUCUUUUAUAAAAUUUGACAACGACAUGAUUCAACAACAGAAAACAGCUCUUUUGUUGGCUCUUUGUAUGUACUUGUACAUGUAAUACUAAAACAAUAUUAGUAAUGCUUUUGACAUUCAUACAGGGUCCGCAACAAUGACUUUUAUUCUGGUGCAAACACUUGGUUUUGGCGACUGUGGUUCAACAGCGUAAUGAGCAAUGUUAGAUAUCUGCCUCACUUAUUAUCGAAAAUGUUUCUCUCAUUUCUUUGGUAUUUGAUUUCUCCGGCGUGACAUGGGCGUGUCACAGUUCUCGGUUCUUUAGGGGACAUUUCUUUCUGUAAAUACUGUUGUAGUGGUUGAUUUCAAAAUGAAAGAGAAAAAAGACAAAGUUUUAUGAACUCCAUCUCAUGGCUGCAGUGCCUUGUCAGACAAGCGUCGUUGUUUUCAGUUGGUUGGUUCCAGUCUGCACCGUUUUAGUAAAAACUGUACAAAAUAAGCACCAUAUUUGCGUCAUUAAUUUUCUCUGACAUUCAGUUGUUAAAGGCGUAGUUCACCCCAAAAUGUAUUUAAUGAUCAAACUGUAUGACUUGCUUCUGUGGAACAACACAUAUGAGUGAUAAGGUGAAUAAAUGACUGGUUUGAAAUUU